AUGUCAAACAGUACCAACACAGAUAGUGUAGAACUUGAAAUCAUGCCUGAUGGAGAAGCAAGUACGGAAGGGGAUAACCUUACUCAUAACAGAAGACCGGUGACCUUACCAAUAAGGAGAAAUAGCUCGGAGGACACUUUAGAUUUCAGAGAUCCUACUCCUAAAGACAAAAUAUUACUGAAUGUUUUGCAGGAAAAUGAUGGACAACAGCAAACCUCCUCUUCCAAAAGUCCAUUUGCAGACAGACAGAACUUUGUUAGACAAUUGUGUGACGCUUCAUUAUUGGCUGCAAAUGUUUCCCAACUCCGUGUUGUGUUGGACGGAGGUUCAGAUAACACCUAUUACAUUCCAUUACUUUUAAUGAUCGGUUUUUCACUUUUCUUUCACAUCGGGUUUGGUAUGCUUAUGAUUCAUAGAUGGAAAAAGGAAAGAAAGGCUGAAUUGUUUCACAAAACGAAUUACAGUGAGGCAGGUACGCCAUCUUCAAAUGCAAGUGUCUUAACAGAACAAGCAAAUGGAGUGACUUGUUCUUGCUCCUCGUGUUUGACAGUAGAGAGAUGUGACGAAAUCAGCAUGUAUAUCAUGCUUAUUAUCGUUGUUUUAAAUGUUUUUAUUGCAGGACUUGGGUUAUCAGGACCACCGAAAGGUGGAGCUAAUUGAAAAUUUAUUAUAUUUUUUAUGGAGAUUGGAUACUCUAAAACAAAUUCCUUUUACCAUACUUUUAUAUCCGAUUUCAAGAAGAACAAUUUAUUUUCGUUUAUCAUUGUUUGUUAGAUAAAUAAAAAUUAUACAAUGUACUAGA
Messenger RNA from Saccostrea echinata, 802 nucleotides. Its product is annotated as ninjurin-1-like. Gene Ontology annotation, cellular component: membrane. The record is from RefSeq and is a predicted model, not a curated record. The transcript has 3 exons. Gene Ontology annotation, biological process: tissue regeneration; cell adhesion. NCBI's taxonomy places the organism in Eukaryota, Metazoa, Mollusca, Bivalvia, Ostreida, Ostreidae. Bases 1 to 660 code for a protein of 219 amino acids.